Molecule: messenger RNA, 1688 nt
Organism: Ictidomys tridecemlineatus (thirteen-lined ground squirrel)
Lineage: Eukaryota; Metazoa; Chordata; Mammalia; Rodentia; Sciuridae
Source: RefSeq, a predicted model, not a curated record
GAUGGUGUGAGGGCCGAGAGAAAACACCAAAGCUGGGUACAAGCAGCCAGAGGUGAGGGAUAGCUGAGACCCGUCCUAGCCUCCAUAGGGCCUGCUGGGAGGCUGCACCCUAAAGGCCUGGUCUGAGCCAAAGUGACUUCACUUUCAAAUCCAUAUUUUGCCACUGUGACCUCAAACAAGUCACCUUUUCUCAGCCUCGGUUUCCUCACCUAUGAAGCAGGGAUAAAAAUAAUCCCUACUUAACCGUUUCCACCCAGCUACCAGUGGGGGCGCUCUGCGCCCGGCUACACCAAGUCCUGGACUCCGCCCCUUUUGUCCAAGCCCCGCCCCAACUCGACUAGCCCAGCCACGUCCCUACCUGGCCCCGCCCUCGAUGGCUCCGCCCUACCAAAGAGCCCCGCCCCACCCGGCCACUCCUAUUGGUCACACCCCUACUGGCCACGCCCCGGUUGCCCGGGUCUCUCUCCCCACAAGCUCCUGCGAGCGGAGUCCAGAAGGGACGCGCCACACCAGCUGUCCACGGACUCCCGGUUCCCUCCCGCGUCCAUGGCAGCGCCGGGACCCCGUGUCUUUCGGGCUGCGCUUUGCGGCGGCUACUGCUGCCUCCUCCUGUGUGCUCAACUCGCUGUGGCUGGUAAAGGAGCUCAAGGCUUUGGGCGGGGAGCCUUGAUCCGCCUGAAUACCUGGCCUGCUGUCCAAGGGGGCUGCAAACAACUGGAGCUCUGUGAGCGUUGUGUGGAGGGGGACAGAGCACACAAUUUCUCAGGCUGCGUGUGGCAGCAAUGUCGACUACAGGAACCAGCUGCCCACCACCAUCCCACCUAUGAACCGAAGACAAUCACAACAGGGAGCCCUGUGAUCCCUGAAGCCCACAGCUCUGGCUUUGAUGGUGCCAGCUUCAUCGGGGGUGUUGUGCUGGUGCUGAGCUUGCAGGCCGUGGCCUUCUUCGUGUUGCGCUUCCUCAAGGCCAAGGAUAGCACUUACCAGACACUGGGCUCCCUGCUAAAUGUUAGCUGGGACCAGGAUUCAGCCUGGGCCCCAAGCUUGGCAGUUCAGCUGAGCCCCACUGUGUCUUUGUCCCCACAUGCUGCCAGCAGGGAGGAGAACCAGUAGGUGAUGGCUCAGGCAAGUCUUCAGCCAGUCUGGGGCCGUGGGCAGGAGCCAGACUGUGUGAAAGUGUGGUGUCCUCUGAGAAGGGAGCCGUGCGUGGCUCCGUGUGCCGUGUGCUGUGGGGUGGGUCGCUGCAGCCUGCGUUAAAGUGUUUGCUCUUCCAGCUUCACCUGCUCUCUGGGGGGUGAGAGUCUUUGCCCAACUGAGGUAGGGUCACCUCCCCUAAGUGUCUCUCUGUGUGGCCUCCUCAGAAUCUGACCCCCUUGGGCCUGGUCUUCACACUGAGGGGAAGGAGGACUCAGAGGCUGCCCUCUUGGCCACUCUGUGGGCACUGGGGGUGGGAAAAUCUUUGGCCAUCUGUUUCUGGCCCCUGUGGACACUGAGCAGGCUCAGCACCCAAUCCCUGACCUCCCCUCCUGUCCCGGGCCUGCCACCUACAGCUGAGAACAUCCCUCAACCACCUCGUGUCUCAUCUGUGGACCCUGCUGGGUCCCUCAGCCUGGUACCAGGGUCUGUGCCGCCUCUUCCUACCAACUUAGCCUGGGCUCUCCCCCCAAAUAAACGAACUGUUUCCGGUG